ACAUUGACUAAACCCAGCCCAGCCGAAUAACCUAACUAAAAAUAGCACCUGUACCCCAAACCCUAAUUCUGUAAACCUAUCGUAUAAAAGCUUUUCUUUCAGAUUUCUCCUUUUUCUAGCAGCUCCGUCACACACAGAGGGAGAGGAGAAAGAAAACCCGGCAAAAAUGGUGAGUUUGAAGCUUCAGAAACGGCUCGCCGCCGAUAUUCUCAAGUGUGGUCGUGGCAAGGUCUGGCUUGAUCCUAAUGAAGGCAGUGAGAUCUCCAUGGCUAACUCUCGUCAAAACAUUAGGAAGCUGGUUAAGGAUGGAUUCAUUAUCAGGAAGCCUACCAAGAUUCACUCUAGGUCUCGUGCUCGCCGCAUGAAAGAGGCCAAGAGGAAGGGUCGUCACUCUGGAUAUGGUAAGCGUAAGGGUACUAGAGAGGCAAGGUUGCCGACCAAGGUAUUAUGGAUGAGAAGAAUGAGAGUUCUUAGAAGGUUGCUCCGCAAGUACAGGGAGUCGAAGAAAAUUGACAAGCACAUGUAUCACGACAUGUACAUGAAGGUCAAGGGUAAUGUGUUUAAGAACAAGCGAGUACUUAUGGAGAGCAUCCAUAAAACUAAGGCUGAGAAGGCUAGAGACAAGACUUUGUCCGACCAAUUUGAGGCCAAGCGCGCCAAGAACAAGGCUAGCAGGGAGAGGAAAAUGGCUAGGCGAGAAGAGCGUCUGGCAAAGGGACCGGGUGGUGAGAGUGCACCCGCACAACCUGUAGCUGCUGCACCUGCCGCUGCACCCAAGCCACAAGCCCCCAAGAAAGCAAAGAAGUGAAGGGACAGAGAUCAAAACUGACAAGGAAGUUUUAGGGUUAGUCUACGACUUUACGUAGACCUUGUUAUUUUGUCAACAUAGUACUAUUUUUGCAGCUGAUAUGUUUUGUGGAUCUUUUUAUCUUGUGACUGAGAUAGAGGUACUUGAUAAAACCUUAGUACUUGGUAAUGUAUUACUUUCUUUACAUGUUAAAAUCGUUUUUAUUAUAACCA
This is a messenger RNA of Amaranthus tricolor (Joseph's coat), 1020 nucleotides long. RefSeq names its product 60S ribosomal protein L19-1. NCBI's taxonomy places the organism in Eukaryota, Viridiplantae, Streptophyta, Magnoliopsida, Caryophyllales, Amaranthaceae. The coding region runs from base 167 to 808 and encodes 213 amino acids. The transcript is spliced from 5 exons. Gene Ontology annotation, cellular component: ribosome; cytosolic large ribosomal subunit. The record is from RefSeq and is a predicted model, not a curated record. Gene Ontology annotation, biological process: translation. Gene Ontology annotation, molecular function: structural constituent of ribosome; RNA binding.